GAAGAAAUAUGGCUGAUACUUGAAUAACGAGCAAUGAAUGACAGUAUUAUUCUAUCGAUAUUUCAAGUAGAAUGUCCAGUAAACAGCAAAUCAAAGAGACAAUAAACUGUUUGUGUAGGAUCAUUAUGUAUAACAACGGCCGUUGGAUCAAACCUGAAGUUUUUAGACUUGCAAAAUUCAAUAAAGUUGAGGCUGUAGAAGCCAUGUGGUGCCUUCUUCGCGAAACUGUUUGGUUUAUAAAAUACAACACUUUUUGCGCUCAAAAUGAGUUUUCCACUGCUAACACAACGCAUAACAUACAAUGGACAAAACAGGAGCUUUAUAAGCAAGGAUAUUACUUGAAAUCAUUUUAUGACUUACCCGAAGAUUCUUCCUGUGGCAGUCAAGAAAUACUGCUGGCAUUUGGAUGGCUCUUUUCUAAAGCAAAUGUUUUAAACAAACUAUUAGACGGUUAUCACAACAUGUUUGAAGAGUGUAUGCCUGUCGACCAGGAACUAUUAGCACCCAAGCAACAAAGACCAAAUUAUGACCUAACAGAUAAUAAAGUUGAAGAAAAUAAUGAAGAUACAAUUGAUAAGAUCAAGCAAUUAUCUUGGCUUACUGGCAAUCUUUCUUUUAAAUUCAAGGGUCUCUUUGCUGCUGAAAACAAGUUGGCAUCAAACAUUGUUAGAGUUCAUUCAUUCACAAUGGUUGGACAUGAAACUAAAGGUCAUCUUUCUACGAUGGAAGCUUAUCUUCUACGACAUCCCAAAGAAUGUGAUAAACUGUUGAACGAAUGUCAGAAUUUUAAUUCGUAUGUUGAAAAUCUUGUCAAGUUUGUCGAGACCCAAGAUGUGUUUUGGAAAUGGCUUCAAAGUGUUUACAACUCAAAAUAUUCUGACUACGAUCAAGUUGGUCCUGAAUGGAAUGUCAAAAAUCAAUGUAGGUCAUGUCGUAAUGCUUUGAAGACAAAAAUGUUUGAUAUUAAUGGAUUGCAGGAUGAAAUUCAAAAUGGUUUCACAAAUUCAGAGAUAGAAACUUUUUAUCCCAAAAGUACUUUUAAUAGAACACUUCGAGAUUUCUCUGAUGAUUUGAGCUUCUUAAAAUGUAACGAGAAAUUGAGGAUAUUUCCUGAAAUGAAAAAAGUUCCUUGUGAAAAGGCAUCCGUAAAGAGCAGUGUUCAAAAAGCAAUUGAAUCUGUGAAUAAAAAUAUUGCAAAGAUUGAAUUAAGUAUUGCUGAAUUACGUAACAAACAUCUUCAAAUAUUAAAUGUGAUGAUGGAAGAAUUAGAAGAAGCUGUUUUGUUCACCAUUGAAAAUAGCAAAUAUAAAGAAAUAAGAAGUAAAUGAUUAUUCUUUGCUAAA
This is a messenger RNA of Xenia sp. Carnegie-2017, 1343 nucleotides long. RefSeq lists its product as uncharacterized. The coding region runs from base 72 to 1328 and encodes 418 amino acids. The transcript has a single exon. The record is from RefSeq and is a predicted model, not a curated record. NCBI's taxonomy places the organism in Eukaryota, Metazoa, Cnidaria, Anthozoa, Malacalcyonacea, Xeniidae.